Cryptotermes secundus is the source of this 1979-nucleotide messenger RNA. RefSeq names its product zinc finger protein 271-like. The transcript is spliced from 2 exons. The coding region runs from base 221 to 1465 and encodes 414 amino acids. Gene Ontology annotation, cellular component: nucleus. The record is from RefSeq and is a predicted model, not a curated record. Lineage: Eukaryota; Metazoa; Arthropoda; Insecta; Blattodea; Kalotermitidae.
UUAGUGUGAUGGACCAGAAUGAAACAGAUCAAAUUUAGCAUUUAUUAUUGUUUCAUUUUGAUAUGCUAUCCAGACCAUUAUAGAGAUUCGUAUUUGUGUUUGUCCUGUGUAGGUAGUGGCCUUGCUAUUGGCUGAUCCCCUGUCCAAGGAGUCCUACCGACUGUGCUUAGGCUCAAGAUACUGAAAAAGUUGCCACAGUCCAACACAGGGAUCUAGAGCCAUGAUGAGUACUGUGAACGAACUUCAACCUGUAUGGAGUGCGGAGCGGCGAUAUUCCUGUGAUGAGUGUGAUAAAUCAUUCACUCAACAGUGUAAUCUGAGGGCUCAUCAGUGCAACACACAUCAACACAUACAUAGUAGGGAGAGGCCAUUUUGCUGUGGUGUGGGGAAUAAGUCAUUCCCUUGUCGCAGCCAGCUGAAGAGACAUGAUCGCAUACACAGUGGGGAGAGGCCAUUUUGCUGUGAUGUGUGUAGUAAAUCAUACAAUGAUAGGAGUAGUCUGAGGAAGCAUCUGUGCGUACAUAGUGGUGAGUGGCCGUUUUGCUGCGAUGUGUGCAAUAAAUCAUACAAUAAUAAGAGUAAUCUGAGGAGGCACCUGCGCAUACAUAGUGGUGAGCGGCCAUUUUGCUGCGAUGUGUGUAAUAAAUCAUUCAGUGAUAGUAGUAGUCUGAGGACGCAUCUGCACAUACACAGUGGUGAACGGCCGUUUUGCUGUAACGUGUGUAAUAAGUCAUUCAUUCUCCUGGGUAGUCUGAAGAGACAUCAACACAUACACAGUGGUGAGCGGCCGUUCUGCUGUAACGUGUGUAAUAAGUCAUUCAGUCGGGGGAGUUAUCUGAAAGUACAUCAACGGCUACAUGGCGGUGAGCAGCCGUUUUGCUGUAACGUGUGUAAUAAGUCAUUCAUUCUCCUGGGUAGUCUGAAGAGACAUCAACACAUACACAGUGGUGAGCGGCUGUUUUGCUGUAACGUGUGUAAUAAGUCAUUCGGUCAUAAGGGUAGACUGAAAGAACAUCAAUGGCUACAUAGUGGUGAGCGGCCAUUUUGGUGCGAUGUGUGUAAUAAAUCAUACAGUGGUAGGAGUAGUCUGAAAGUACAUCAACUCAUACAUAGUGGUGAGCGACGAAUUUGCUGCGAUGUGUGUAAUAAAUCAUUCAGUAAUCGGAGUAAUCUGAGGAUGCACCUACUCAUACAUAGUGGAGAGCGGCCGUUCUGCUGUAACGUGUGUAAUAAGUCAUUCAGUCAUCGGGGCCAUCUGAAGACACAUCAACAGCUACACAGUGGUGAGCGGCCGUUUUGCUGUAACGUGUGUAAUAAGUCAUUCAGUCGGCGGACUAAUCUGAAAGUACAUCAACGGCUGCAUAGUGGUGAGCGGCCAUUUUGCUGUGAUGUGUGUAAUAAAUCAUACAUUGAUAAGAGUAGUCUGAGGAAGCAUCUGCGCAUACAUACUGGUGAGCAGGCAUAGAGCUGUGUGGUGUGUAAUAAGCUGUUUGCUCAUCAGAGCCAUAUGGAGACACAUCGAGUGGCACAUAGUGAUGGGUGUAUUACAUCAUAGAGCAGUAGAGGUCGGUUUGAACUAAGAGACCAGUAUGUGAGUUGUAGCUUGCUGCUCAUGACACAGUUUUCUCUCUGUUGCAUGCUGUGUGUUUGUAGAGUGCUGUGAGUUAUUGCAGGUGCUAACAUUUCCAACUGAUUAGGGAAAUCAAUUGCACCCCACACUACAAAAGGUCAGUGCAUUCCGCAUUUGUUUACUACUGAUUGCUGAUCCAUACAAGCCCCUGUCUGGUUAAGAGCAAACAGAUAUGACAUGAUCUCCCACAGUUUAGUGUUUGCUUCAAUUUUUGAAGUGUAGUAGUGCAUAGUUAAUGAAACUGAUUGAGAAUGUGUAAACGAUUCUGCAGCAUUAUUUAUGAUGACCUCUUGAAGUUUGAAACAUGUAGGGGAACAUCUUUCCACAAUAAACGAAUGAUGAUACAUUA